Messenger RNA from Fusarium subglutinans, 432 nucleotides. Its product is annotated as kinase-like domain protein. The transcript has a single exon. NCBI's taxonomy places the organism in Eukaryota, Fungi, Ascomycota, Sordariomycetes, Hypocreales, Nectriaceae. Bases 1 to 432 code for a protein of 143 amino acids. The record is from RefSeq and is a predicted model, not a curated record.
AUGGAGAGCGAUUAUCGUUUUCUCGUCGAUGGAACCCUCGCAAAAUAUGUUGAAACGGCGCCGGGCACAUUUCUCUGCGAUCAAGAAGACCGCGCUUUCGAGCCUAUUCUCCUUGGGAAUCUCUUCCCACAAUUUCCUCCUGGAGACUGGAAUAACGGCUACGUCGCUCGAGACCCCGUCUUAGGGGAACCUUCAUUUGUCAAGACCGAGAUCGUACAGUUUCCCGGAGUACAGAACUGUUGGCAUCCACUGAGGUUUAACGAGCUCGACUUAUCUCAUCAACAGCGAUUAAGACAGGGAGUUCGCGUUUCGACGCACCCUGAUGUCAACGCCGGUAGACCUGUGCUGGUAAAAUUUGCUGUUUGGCCCUGGGAGGUUCGUUAUGCCGAGACUGAGACCACAGCUUAUCUAUGGGAUAAUUACGGCCUAUAA